Messenger RNA from Caenorhabditis bovis, 759 nucleotides. The record is from the annotation of a GenBank genome assembly. NCBI's taxonomy places the organism in Eukaryota, Metazoa, Nematoda, Chromadorea, Rhabditida, Rhabditidae.
AUGGCUCUAUUAUUCUUCAUUUCUCAAAUUAUUGCAAUUUAUUACAAUAUAGCGUUGACUGUUAUGAUAAUCAGAACAUUCAGGGUUGAAUAUAAAUACCCGUAUUAUCCAUUGUUAUUCCUCAUUAUGAUCCUCAAUAUAUUAUUCGUACUUCUGACCACUUUAGUCCUUCUCGUAACAUUUGGGUUUCGUGAUUUACACACGAUUGAUAUUGCUCUGCCUUCGACAUUUAUAAUUGCAACAUCCUAUCCAAACUUUAUUGGCAUUCUCGACUUUCUUUUAUACCAAUUCGGAAUUGGCAACAAGUAUAGUAAUCUUACAAACUUAGUAUUUUAUUGUUUCGCCUACGACCUUGGAUUAAAAACGGUUCUUGGCAUUUUAACAUUUGUUGGUUAUUUCGUGAUAUUGGUGAAAGUGAUUGGUCAGAGUAGGAAAGUUGGAAAGGCGAUUGACUUCACUGUGAUCAAGCAAGCUGUUCCUAUUGCUAGUUUUCAAUUUGCAACUAAUAUUAUGCUACUCUUCAUGCACAUGGGCACAUCUCAAGGCUUCUUAUCUUUUGGAAAUGUUUGCGUUGUCAAGUACACAUUUACCCAGCUUCUUUGUAUCGUGGUCCCAUUCUCAAUCAUUUUGGGUAAUCGUAAUCGGCGUCAAAAGUUUGGAGAUUUUGGAUUUUGCUGUAAAACGAGCAGUCGAAUACUCCCUGUUGAUUAUGAGCCAUCAGCUGAAGCGACGGAGACAGCAGUUAAUUCUAUUAAUUAG